GUAAAAGAUGUGAGUGGUAAAGCUUUGGCUCACCAACGGGAAACCCGGGGGCGAGCGGCUGGCGGCCGGCGCCGGGGGAGCCAGCGGCGCGGCGGGCUCGGAGGGCUGCAGGCGGCUUCGCCGUGGGGCGCGGGGCGCAGGCCUGGGUCUUAACGGUGCGGAGACGUCGGCGGAGAGGAUUUCUGCACCGCGGCGCUAAGCGCGUGCGCUCGGCUGAACCGACCGUGAGCCCGGACCAAACGUCGCGGACCUUCGGAGCAACCGCUGCGGCCAGGUUUGCUUCCAAAGCUUGCGGAAUUUGGCUUGGAUUUUAAUUCUGGUUUUUGGAGAACGGUCCUGCAGUGCGUGGAGUUUAGCACCGGGCAAGGUCUGGAUGUUAUUCCUGUAUCUGGAGGGGGUUUGGAGGCACGUCAGGCGUCUCACUGAAUGAUUCAGUUGAUUACGAACAGCCUCCUUGCGUGCGCGUUCGCAUCUCUCCUGGAAGAGCUGCCUCGCUUCUUGCCAAGCACUGGAAUGUGAGUAGUUUUCCAGAAAAAGAGCAGAGCAUCCUGAAAUAUUUAAAAACCAUCGCUUAGCAUUUUUGACUUUUUUUUUUCCUUCUUUUUGAUGUUGUGCAAAUCACUUCUCUGGAAUAGGCAAGUGUAUAAUGGAACAUAUUUGAACUCCUUUCUGCUGGCUUGUUAACUUACAACUGAAAAUGUUUGCUUUUGCUUUUAUUAUGGGUUGCUUUUUUUCUCCUUGCUUGAGGGGUGUUGUUUAACCAAAAGAAUCGAUUGUUCUCUUGCACAUUCCUAUAUUUAUUUCCUCUGAUCCUACUAAUGAGGAAAAUGUAUGUACUGGAAGGCUUUACCUGGCCUUAAGAAAAAGUUAAGAAAGAUCCUUUAUAUUUAAUGACGCAUUAAGAGCAAGAACACCCCCGUAAGCAACGGGGAAAAAAGUUGCUUAUAAUACAAGUUUGUCCUCUGAAAUGACCCUACUGGAUAAACGUAGUUAUUCCCAUCAGACAGCCCGAGGGACUGAAACCUGGACAAAAUUAAUGACGUGCUGAAGAAAACAUGUCAUAGCUCUUAAUAGCCAAGAUUUCAAAACUCGGAACUCCUUGAACUUUGAUCUGAUGUUCUCUAGAGAGCAGACCUGUCCUUUCUGCUGCCACCACGUUGUGCUUUUCCGCUGACUGUUCUGGUUGCUCAGUGUUUGCCUUAGGGGUGUGGGUGGCAUAGCCAGGUGGGUCCUGUAAAGCUUUGCUGACCUCACUUUGGCGCUGGAGAACUGGAGAGGGUCUUGCACGUGUCUCCCUUUUCCCUCCAGAAUUGCUUAUUUCACCUGCCUUUUUUUUUUUUUUUUGGUCAGCUUUUUGAGGCUUUUCUCUUUCCCACUCAGGUUUCUACGGAAAUGUCACGGGCUUGGGUGGUGUGUAGUAACCCUCGUGACUGCAGCACAGUCACCCUCUGUGUUGCUUAGCUCGUGCUAAUUUUGUGCCUGAAUCACCCUUCGGGAAGGGAGAGGGGGAAUGACAUUAACAUUUAUAGUGUCCAAAGCCGCAGUGACUGGGAGUGCCAGUUACAGAAGUCACAGGCCGUCUCCAUCCCUGUGAGGUGAGAAGAUAAAGCCAGAACGUGCCAGGCAGCUUUGGGGGUGAAGCACGUGGCCAGCAGUGCGGAUGCAUGAGGUGCCCUGGUAGCAGUACCAGGGACAGGACUGCUGGGGAGAGGGGCUCCCAAGUCCUGCCUUUGCCACCUUUUGCAGAAGAAUGGGUGCACACUGAAACACCUAAGGGAGCUGAGUGCAUUCUUAGCCCCGUGCACAAAGCUAAAUGCAUUUUAAAAUAAAAACUGCUGACACUUCAUUCAGCUCUCCUUAGUUCAAGGCAAAGUGCUGUCUUCUGCAGCAUUUCUUGACAUUGAAAACACCAGACCGGGCAGCAAAGAGAUUUUAGUGCUGCAUGUAGGAGAUGUCAACAAAUCAUACAGGGAAAAACACAUCCCCUUGGCAUUCCUGCAAACUAUCAACUUGCCAUUCUCAAAAAGAAGUGCUUGGUAUCUUCUGGCUGACUGUUUCGGGUGUUGGACAAGGCUGUUAAUCCGGAAGUACUGUCAGUCACCUCAACAGCUGAAGAACCGUAAGUGGGCUGCCCUUGCUGCUACCACGGCUUUGCGCGCGCUCAUCUGACCUCCUGCCUUAGAGAGCUGCUUCCAAAGAGCUGUUGACUGCAGACAGCAGAUACGGUAAUAAUGCACUUAUGUGUAAAGGCUGAACUUUAAGAGUUUAUAUGCAUUUAGCUAAUCAACCCCUUUCACUUUCAGUGCAACUUUAUUAAAUUAAGCAUUGGUCCUAGGGCACCUCAGACCAUAAACAGGAGGCCUGAGUGGGAUUCCUCUUUGUGCAAAUACUAUGCUUUGUGGUUUACUGUGUUCUUCAGGGUGAGACCUUUGAAACUAACUCUAAAUGUGCUCCUUGCGUUCAUUAGCCUUCUUCGGGGAUGCUGCUGUUGCUCUUGGUCUGGCAGCGUUUCCAAAACAUGAGGUGUUGGGCCUCUUGAGGUGGAAGAUGCUAGAGGAAUACAGAAAAUCAUCCCCCUUUCUGUCCUUAUAAUCUGGUUUUGCCCUGUACCAGGUCAUGUUGGUUUGGGGAAAGAGAGUGGAAGAAUCUCUCCCAGGAGGGUUUCUGUAGCCAUUUGUCAGAAUACAUGUCACAGGAGACGUGAAUAAAACCAGAGGUAUUAGUGCAUGCUUUUACCACGUCAUUUUAGCAAGACAUUUUCUCCAGUAAAUGUGACAGUCUAAAUCAGGGCUUUCAGAGAGGCUGAAGGAAUUUGGCCUUGAGUCCCAGAGGAGUUCAGUGCUGGGAAAUGUUUGGGAGGCUGGUACUGUUCAGUUCUCUUGAAAAUCUUGGGCCUCAUUGCCAGGGAGAGGAGCAGCAGAAAAUUAUUUCCUUCUCCUUCAGGGAUCCUCAAUGCAUUUGCUUACCGUUAUCUAAGGAGCCUUUACUAGAAGCUUUUGGAUUGUGUUUCUGAGCGGACAAAAGAUCUUGUGUUCAAAAUGCUCAUAAAGGAAUAUCGUAUUCCUCUUCCGAUGAGCGUGGAGGAGUAUCGCAUUGCCCAGCUGUACAUGAUACAGAAAAAGAGCAGAGAGGAGACAUGCGGGGAAGGCAGCGGCGUGGAGAUCCUGGAGAACAGGCCCUACCUGGACGGCCCCGGAGGCAACGGGCAGUAUACCCACAAAGUGUACCACAUCGGUAUGCACAUCCCCAGCUGGUUUCGGUCCAUAUUGCCCAAGGCAGCGCUGCGCGUCGAGGAGGAAUCGUGGAACGCGUAUCCUUACACGAGGACGAGAUAUACGUGUCCCUUUGUGGAGAAGUUCUCUAUUGAUAUUGAGACAUAUUACAAAACUGACCCAGGAGAGCAUGCCAACGUGUUCAACCUUUCUCCUGCGGAGAAAAGACAGACCAUUCUCGAUCCUAUUGAUAUUGUUAAAGAUCCUAUCCCUCCACAUGAAUACAAAGCUGAGGAGGAUCCAAAGCUAUAUAAAUCAGUGAAGACUAAAAGAGGCCCCCUCUCCGAAGACUGGAUUGAAGAAUACAGGAACAACCCUGGGAAAUACCCAAUCAUGUGUGCAUAUAAACUUUGUAAAGUCGAGUUCAGAUACUGGGGGAUGCAGUCCAAAAUCGAGCGGUUUAUCCAUGAUGUUGGCUUGCGGAAGGUCAUGGUCCGUGCCCAUCGGCAGGCCUGGUGCUGGCAGGAUGAGUGGUAUGGGCUCACCAUUGAGGAUAUCCGGCAGCUGGAGAAGGAGGCGCAGUUGAUGCUGGCUCAGAAGAUGGCCCAGUUCUGCAGUGAAAAUGAUACCGAGCCGCAUGGAGCCAAAGACUCCCCUGGCGAGAAGCACGUUGAAGCUGACACUGUUUCGCCUGUUGACGCAGAGGAUGUAGCUAGUAACAGUGAAACAGCAUCUGGGAGGUCACUCACCAAGCAGUGGUCUACCUCUUCCAAGUCCUCACGAUCUUCAAAAAGAGGAGCAAGUCCCUCACGCCAUAGCAUCUCUGAGUGGAGGAUGCAGAGCAUUGCCAGAGACUCGGAUGACAGCUCAGACGAUGAAUUCUUCGAUGCACAUGAGGACUUGUCUGACAAUGAGGAAAUGUUCCCGAAAGAAAUAACCAAAUGGAAUUCCAAUGAUCUGAUGGAUAAAAUUGAAACCCCUGAAUGCGAUGAUGUCCAGGGCGACUUGUAUCAUGAGACGUCGGCAGAGUACCACGUUGCCUCCAGCGUGGAGCGGCUCAGCAUCAUUGAGGAUGAAUCAGUGCAGCCACUAAUGCAGCCAAGUAAAAUCCACGUCCUCCUCUUGGUCCUCCAUGGAGGCAACAUCCUGGACUCAGGAAGUGGUGAUCAGAGCUCUAAACAAGGGGAUGUCAACACCAUCACAACAGUGUUUGACACAGUGAUGAGGGUACAUUACCCAGCUGCUCUUGGGCACAUUGCCAUCAAGCUAGUCCCUUGCCCAGCCAUCUGCUCUGAAGCCUUUUCACUGGUGUCCAGCCUCAGCCCGUACAGUUAUGACGAAGGCUGCCUGUCCAACAGCCAGGACCACAUCCCGCUCGCCGCGCUGCCUCUGCUCGCAACGUCGUCCCCGCAGUACCAGGAAGCGGUGGCCGCAGUGAUCGUCAGAGCCAACCAGGCCUACAGCGAGUUCAUCCGAUCCCAGGAGGGCACGUCAUUCAACGGCCAGGUUUGCUUGGUAGGGGACUGUGUUGGAGGCAUUCUGGGAUUUGAUGCCUUAUGCUACAGCAAUCAAACUGUGUCCGAGAGCCAGAACAGCAGCCGGCGAGGAAGCGUUGUGAGCGUUCAGGAUACCGAUCUCCUGUCUCCCGGAAUAACAGUGAACAAUAGCUAUUGUUCCAGCAGCUCCAAUCUGGAAGGCAGCAGACACCUCAGCAGGAGCAACAUUGAUAUUCCUCGUAGCAACGGAGAAGAUCCAAAGAAGCAGCUGCCACGCAAAAGGAGUGAUUCAUCAACCUAUGAACUGGACACAAUAAAGCAGCAUCAGGCCUUUCUUUCAAGUUUACAUUCUAGUGUGCUGAGAAAUGACCCGGGAUCCAGGCGAUCUAGUAGCUCCACGAUGUUGGAUGGAGGAAAUAUUGGAAAGUUUGAGUUUGAGAUCACGGACUUCUUCCUCUUUGGUUCUCCCCUGGGGCUGGUUCUUGCGCUGCGAAAAACUGUCAUCCCAGCUCUUGACAUCUUUCAGCUGAGGCCAGCUUGUCAGCAAGUCUAUAACCUGUUCCACCCUGCAGACCCGUCUGCUUCCCGCCUCGAGCCCCUGUUGGAGAGGAAGUUCUACCUUUUGCCCCCCUUUAACGUUCCCCGCUAUCAGAGGUUCCCGCUGGGUGACGGCAAUUCUGCUGUUCUGGUUGAGACAAUCCAGAACAAUCCCAUCCUGCUCAUGGAAAGCAGCCCUUUGGGUGCUCUCCAGCACCAGGACAGCUUCAUGGAAACAAGUAUCCCUGUUCCCGUUCUGAAUUGGCAAGAUGUUUCCAAUAAAAGUGCUGGUUUUGCUGAGUCAGAUGUUGUUCAGUCUCAUGGUGCCGUCUUCAUGGAAAGCGCGUCCCUGUCCACCCCCCUGUCCGCCCCUCAGUUCAGGGGCUUCCGGCGAGCCAGUGAGAUCAGCAUUGCCAGCCAGGUCUCGGGAAUGGCAGACAGUUACACUGCUUCCAACAUAGCCAACAAAACCAAAUACCACCUUAAUCAUUGCAGAGGGUUUAGCCUUCUGGCCCAACUUGCCCUCCCUCACAAAUCCCCUACCCAGACCUCGUCCAAGAGACGUAGGCAGCUUAAGCAUGAAAUCCCUCUGAGUCUCUUAGGAAGAAAGCUCGAAGGGCCGUCGAGCCAGGAUCCAGGCUGUGCUCUUCGGAUACCCGACCUGGACGUCGCGAAAGUUGCUGCCAAGUGGUGGGGAACCAAAAGGAUCGACUACGCCCUUUACUGCCCCGACGCGCUGACGGCCUUCCCGACGGUCGCCCUGCCGCACCUCUUCCACGCGAGCUACUGGGAGUCCACGGACGUCGUCUCCUUCCUGCUGAGACAGGUGAUGAGGCACGAGAACAACAGCGUUCUGGAGCUGGACGGGAAGGAGGUGUCUGUCUUCACCCCCUCCAAGCCCCGGGAGAAGUGGCUCCGCAAGAGGACGCACGUGAAGCUGCGGAACGUUACAGCCAACCACAGGAUAAACGACACCAUCGCUAAUGAAGACGGGCCCCAGACCUUAACUGGAAGGUUUAUGUACGGUCCAUUAGAUAUGGUCACACUCACAGGGGAAAAGGUGGACAUUCACAUCAUGACCCAGCCGCCAUCUGGGGAGUGGGUUUACUUUGACACUGAGAUCAGCAACAGCAGUGGCAGGAUUUCUUACGUCAUUCCUGAGAGCAGGCGGUUGGGCAUAGGCGUGUACCCCGUCAAGAUGGUGGUCAGGGGUGACCACACGUAUGCAGACAGCUACAUCACGGUUCUGCCAAAGGGGACGGAGUUCGUGGUGUUCAGCAUCGAUGGCUCCUUUGCAGCCAGCGUGUCCAUCAUGGGCAGCGACCCCAAAGUCCGCGCCGGAGCGGUCGACGUUGUAAGGCACUGGCAAGACCUUGGCUACCUCAUUAUCUACGUCACGGGCCGCCCUGACAUGCAGAAGCAGAGGGUGGUAGCGUGGUUAGCACAGCACAACUUCCCCCACGGGAUCGUCUCGUUCUGCGACGGGCUUGUUCACGACCCGCUGCGGCACAAGGCCAACUUCCUGAAAUCCCUCAUCACGGACCUCCACAUGAAGAUCCACGCGGCAUACGGCUCGACUAAGGACAUCUCUGUGUACAGCUCCAUCAGCCUCCCGCCCACGCACAUCUACAUCGUUGGCCGACCCACCAAGAAGCUGCAGAGCCAGUGUCAGUUCAUCACGGAGGGCUACGCGGCCCACCUGGCGCAGCUGGAGUACAACCACCGCUCCCGCCCCGCCAAGAACACCACGCGCAUGGCGCUGCGCAAGGGCAGCUUCGGGCUGCCCAGCCAGACCGAGUUCCUGCGCAAGAGGAACCACCUGCUGCGGACCAUCUCCUCGCAGCCGGCGGGCGCCGGCGCCGGCCACCGCCCCGAGCGCACCCAGAGCCAGUCCGACAGCGACAAGGAGAGGGACAGGGAGCGCAGCCAAAGGAGCAUGAGCAUCGCCACGGGGUGCUGGGGCCGGAGCGCAGCGUCCCGGCUGGAGUCUGGCUUCUUGGGGCAGAAAUAGCCGGGCCAGAUCCGGCGACUAUCGGCUGUAGCAACCGGAGGAGAAAACAAAAGGAAAGAGGGACAAGGCCGGCGUUACAGGCUGGAAGGGUAAAUAUGGUGCUACUCUAAUAACAUCGUGGUGUUCCCGAGGAGAUGGGGUGUUUCCCACGCGGAACGUGCAGGCCUUGCGGUGGGAGCGUCGCGCGUGUGCGGCAGGAGCCCGAGGAACAGCUGGAACUGGCGGGGGGGGAAGUCUCCCGGUCACGAUCGCGCGCUCUCCUGCCUCCUUCUCUUAUCCAGGUUUAGUGACUGUAAAUACGUGCCUCCUCGCCUUGUCAGCCAUCGCGCCGAUACGCGUGACCGAGCGCUGUCCUCAGAGCCACAGGAGCAGGGGCUGAGGCUGGGGGAGCUUGUUCUGGGUGGUCCCAGGUGUCAGGCCGAGGUGCUGUGCCGGCGCCGGCGCGGGCUGGGUUUGGGAUUCGAUAAGCAUGCGGCGUCGCAGCACGGACAGCCCCGAGCGAGGGAUCUGUCGCGGGCUGCGCCGGGCAGAGCAACCAAGAGCUUUACUGUACAAAGAGCUUCAAGUUCAGCCACUUUCUCGAGGAGUAUGUGCAGUGGCAAAGCAUAAAGAUACAUCGAUGCUGUUGGUAGGAGCAGGAUGUCAGCAGACUGACGCCCAAGAAAGUGGGGUCGUUAUUACUGUUAUUUUUUUUUUAAGAGACGUUUUAGAAGCCGAUGGAAUUUAAUGCAUUCACCUAUUAAAAGAAGAAUACAAGCAAUUUUGUUUGAGCUGUUACAAGCCUCAGACACUUAAUUUACUGUCUGUUAAAGUCUCCAAAUAUUAUUGCUAUAUAUUAUUUCCAGAAGUAACCACCAUAUAUUUGUAAGCAGCUGAAGGCAUUCAGCAGCUAGAUUGCAUUACAGUUCUCAUCCAAAUGCAGGGUCUGACUCUCUCCACACCCACCUCUGAAAUGUUUUCUUCUUCCUAGAUUAUCUCCAAGUUCAGUAGCAGCUUUCAUGGGAAUUAGACUUGCUGCUUCUACCUGUAGUAGUUACUGAACUGUAAAACCUCAUUGUUUUUUGCACUGAUAAUUUUUAGAAUGGAAACCUGUUACCAUCUCAUGUAGCUACACCUAAUGUUUGUAGUGCAUGACAAUGAAAUACUGCUAAGACAGGGUGUGUAUAUGUGUGUGCAUGUAUGUAUAUGUAUUUGUAUAUAUUUAUAUAUACAUACACACACACUCACACACACACACACAUUAUAUAUAUAUAUAUAAAUUUUCUGUGCAGAAGUUUUUCCAGCAGUAAGGAAACUGUAAGGAAGUGUGCCAGCAAAGUCGGGCAAGCUUAAGAAAAGGCCGUAUCUCAGUUUUCUUGAUGCGUCUGCAGCGGCUGUGCCCGAGGUGGCGGCCGGCGUGCCCAGGUGAGGCCGGCGCGCGGUGCGGGAGCGGGAGCCGAGAGCCCCUCGGCCCCGGCGAAGGGCCCGCUCGCCCUCCGGCACGCGCCUCCCGGGGCGUGGGGCGGCCGCCCCGGCGGUCCGGGGGGGCCCUUUACAGGCUCCAGGCGGCCUCUUCGCGCGACGAUUUUAUAGUCCUACCGAGCUCCCUGACUUAGUGCUUUCCUCCACCACGGUGUAUCCUGUCUUUGUAUCACUUUCUACUUACGAGGAUCUUAUUUAUAACAAAGAUUUUUUUAGACUGGCUGCUUCAUUUUAUUAACCGUUUGGAUACGAAGUGCAGGACGGCCGCACUGAGACACGCAGCACUGUGAACACCGCUCUGCUCACCGGCCCCGGGCCGCAGCGGGCAAAUUACACUCAUCAGACAUCGCGGCAGGUUUCGCGCGUCCGUCGCGCUCGAGGGCGCGAGCGGACGCGGGCCGUUCGAGCCCGGCCGCCCCCGGCACGCGCGCUGCGGCUCCCAGGGCUAGCAGCCCGACUGCAAACGCUCAGCCACUUCUCUUCGGUAAUUACUCAAUUACAGAAUGUACCUGAGGAUUUUCGUUACUGCAGACUGACUUCCCUUUCUGCCAGCUCAGCUUAGCUCUCUUUGAACGUACAGCCAGAGCUUCCUGGGUUUAAAAACAACGCGACUUGUCCCAGCUUUCUGCUAUCCGAACGCUGUAUCGAGCAGUUGCCAUCUGAGUAGGAAGCCAAGCCACAGUCCACCCCGUGAUCACCAAGUAAUUUCUGCAAAUUUGGACAGGGCCUUUGCAAAAUUCAACUUUCCUCUGAAAGAAGAGUCCACAAGCAAGGCGUGAUCUGUGUGUUUUCCAGUGCUGAUGAGAGGGAUGUUCACAUUUUCUUAUGUGUAGAUAGUGUAAAACAGGCGAAUGUAAAUGUUCAACAUAAAAAGUGGAUAUAUAAAAUUGAAAGUUAUUUAUUUAUGUAGAGGAAAAAGUGUCUGGAGGGACUGGAACCUUCAGGGUUUAUUAGUAUUUAAAAAUGUAGCUUUUUUGUUUCAGGCAUUAUGUACAAAGCAAUUAUUUUAUGGACCAAGUUUAAUGUAACUGUCAAUGAAUGCAGAAGUGCAAUAUUACUCUCACCUCUCCAUCACGCCAUGUUUCAGCAGAUACUAACCAGUCAGCCUGACAAUCAUAGCACCUCCGUCUCCAUCCUCUGUUGAGCUCCUUGAAGCCUCCCCCGGUCCCUCCGUUGCCCCUUGUCUGUUGCCACUGUACGGAUCCGACACGGAGGAGCAAUUGUAGAGCACGACCUUUAUUGCUGCAAUAACCCCGGACGACGUCGGCGUAAUCACCAGGAAAAACGCCCGUGAGUUUUCUCCACCUAUUUGGUCCAUCACAGUCUACAUCAGUCUAUCUUCAGCCACCCGCACCUGACACUCACCUAUCUGAAGCAAAGAUCGACGUACUUCUCACUCAAAGAACUAUAGCAAUAGUUUAACUCCUUGUGUUUAUGACCUGUUUGUUCUGACGGGUUUGGGAGAGCGAUGCAUGCGAGCCGAUGCCUUUCCGAGCGUGCGCGAGGGGAUUCGUUCGGACACGGUGAGGGCAAGAUGAAUGUACACUCCAUCCUUGCUAAAGGGGCACUGUCAGUUUAAACACCUAAUUUAUCUUUGUUACAAAUAACUUGUUUGCUUUGAACUGAAAGACUAUUAAAAGUUUCUUGUACUGCU
Messenger RNA from Rhea pennata, 10371 nucleotides. RefSeq names its product phosphatidylinositol transfer protein membrane associated 2 (gene PITPNM2). Gene Ontology annotation, molecular function: metal ion binding; phosphatidylinositol transfer activity; phosphatidylcholine binding. Gene Ontology annotation, cellular component: cytoplasm; COPII-coated ER to Golgi transport vesicle. The transcript has 26 exons. Gene Ontology annotation, biological process: phospholipid transport. The coding region runs from base 3039 to 7256 and encodes 1405 amino acids. The record is from RefSeq and is a predicted model, not a curated record. NCBI's taxonomy places the organism in Eukaryota, Metazoa, Chordata, Aves, Rheiformes, Rheidae.